Molecule: messenger RNA, 1074 nt
Organism: Thlaspi arvense
Lineage: Eukaryota; Viridiplantae; Streptophyta; Magnoliopsida; Brassicales; Brassicaceae
Source: the annotation of a GenBank genome assembly
AUGAUUUUCUCAAUCAGAAGAAAAGUGAUGAAUCAAGAGAAGCCCACGUCAUGUUGCUGCGUUCUUGAUGCUUCCACUUAUGUGGGUUUCUGGAUUCUGAAGAGAUUGCUCACCAGAGGCUACUCUGUUCAUGCAGCCAUCCGUAAAAACGAUCCGAGGCAACGAGUUUUCUCUCUCUUCAAAUUCACUUCUGGGUACAGUCAAAGAGAGAGUAUGCUUGAGGAGAAAAUCAGGAACAUGCAAGCUACAGAGGAGAGAUUAGUGGUUUUUGAUGUGGAUGUGUUAGAUUAUCAAAGCAUCCUUGUCUCUCUCAACAAUUGUAACGCUGUGUUCUGUUGCUUGGACAAUCCUGAAGGGUACGAUGAGAAGGAAGUUGAUUUGGAGGUGAGAGGAGCGAUUAAUGUGGUGGAGGCAUGUGCUAGAACAGAGACCAUAGAGAAGAUUGUGUUCUCUUCUUCAUUAACUGCUGCAAUUUGGAGAGAUAACAUUGGAACUCAGAAGGAUGUUGAUGAGAAGUGUUGGAGUGAUCUAGACUUUUGUCUCAAAAAGAAGUUCGAGAGAUACAGUGAAAUAUUAUUGGACCACAGUUUUCAAGAUAUGAUAGUUUUGACCUGGAAUCACCAAAUAUUUAAUCUAUGGCAUGCUCUGUCCAAGACACAAUCCGAGAAGGCAGCUUGGGCACUAGCCAUGGACCGUAUGGUCAACAUGGUCUCGGUUAACCCUGGACUCAUCGUUGGACCCUCAGUGGCUCAACACAACCCUAGACCCACUAUGUCUUACCUCAAAGGAGCUGCGCAGAUGUAUGAGAACGGUGUGUUGGCGUACGUAGACGUGGAGUUUGUAGCAGAUGUUCACAUUCGAGCAUUCGAGGAUAGUUCGGCUUGUGGUAGAUACUUUUGCUUCAACCAAAUUGUGAAUACCGAAGAAGAAGCUCUCAAGCUUGUGGAAAUUCUAUCUCCUUUAAUACCUAUGCCACCAAGGUAUGAGAAAGAGAUGCAAGGAAGUGAAGUUUAUGAAGAGAGAUUGAGAAACAAGAAACUAAACAAGCUGGUGGAAGCUGGCUCUGCAUGUUAA